Molecule: messenger RNA, 872 nt
Organism: Tarenaya hassleriana
Lineage: Eukaryota; Viridiplantae; Streptophyta; Magnoliopsida; Brassicales; Cleomaceae
Product: inactive protein RESTRICTED TEV MOVEMENT 1-like
Exons: 2
Coding region: 127-747 (206 amino acids)
Source: RefSeq, a predicted model, not a curated record
AUGUCGACUUUUGAUAUAUAACAAUAAUAAUAUCGCUGUAUAAACGACUAUAUCGUCUGCAAAAUCCUCUCGAAAUUGAGAAAGAAACGAAAAGGGCAAAUCCGGUAUCAGGUAAAUAAACACGUAAUGUACACUCAUGCUGUUUCCUUCAAAGAUCUGGAAGAAUCUACCAAGUAUACGUAUAUUGAGCUAUCCUAUAACAUAUGGGAUGAUUAUGCACACAGGAUGAUCAAAUUCCCUCCCGUGGGGAGACUUUACGCUGAUGAACGAGCUUGUGAACAUUGGGAUGAUAGGGGUCGCAGCGAAAUCUCUCAGAUAUUCGUAACCGCAGACGACGGAGGGAUACGAACGAUCCAAUUCCAAUACAUUGAUGAAAAUGGAAAAUUAGAGCUAUCGAGACCAUACGGUUUGGCGUCCGGCCCACAAUCUGGUUUCGGACGUAGCAAAUUGUUGUGCCACACUCAGGUCGAGUUGGAACAUCCGAGAGAGUAUCUCACUGAAAUCAGCGGCUUGGCCGAGAUGGACGCUAGAGUCGGCUAUCCGACCAUAAAGGCUAUCAGAUUCACGACCAACUUGAAGGAGUACGGACCAUACGGUCAACCGGUCAAGACGGUCAGCUUCAGGUUUGAGCUGGGAAAGUCUCGCCAGUUCGGUGGUUUCUACGGCUCGUACAGCGCCCACGGUCUUCACCGCAUCGGUGUUUAUCUCAAACCCAAAACUUUAGGGGUUAAGGUGGAAAAGGCUUGAAGAAAGAUAUCGCGUUUGUUUAGAUUUAUAUGUUCCUGAUAUCCGAUAGUUUGCUUUAUUAAAUAUAUAUAUGUCGACCAAUGUGCCAUGUAUUCUUUGAUUUGCAUGUUCCAGCAUUACUUGUC